Molecule: messenger RNA, 393 nt
Organism: Penicillium waksmanii
Lineage: Eukaryota; Fungi; Ascomycota; Eurotiomycetes; Eurotiales; Aspergillaceae
Exons: 1
Coding region: 1-393 (130 amino acids)
Source: RefSeq, a predicted model, not a curated record
AUGAAGAAAAAGAACGUUGGAAGUCACAAUCCCGGCCGGUUAUAUACACCUGGAACAGAACGAAACCAAACGGAACCAAACCAAACGACUCCAUCGCUCACCUCUGACUCCUCGCAGAUCAUCUUAGUGGAACCGCGCAUUGCCCUGGCCCGUGAAGCAGAGCAAGUGCAAGACCCGCAUGCAAGGCCAUCCAACGGCCAGCCCUAUGGGACUGGACUGGCCGCCCCAGGCAGAAAGGUCAGUGAAAGUGGGAGGGGUCACCGGAAAAGACCGACGCACGCGCCAAUCGGUGGAUACGACGAGCUGAAGAUGUCGGAGAGCUUAGCUUGGUAUUGUUUGCUCAGCCAGUUAGCGUUGGGGGAUCUUGCCCUGAUGGAGUACAGCGUGGCCUAG